Molecule: messenger RNA, 2926 nt
Organism: Acanthopagrus latus (yellowfin seabream)
Lineage: Eukaryota; Metazoa; Chordata; Actinopteri; Spariformes; Sparidae
Product: zinc finger protein 2-like
Exons: 9
Coding region: 316-2535 (739 amino acids)
Biological process (GO): regulation of transcription by RNA polymerase II
Cellular component (GO): nucleus
Molecular function (GO): RNA polymerase II cis-regulatory region sequence-specific DNA binding; DNA-binding transcription factor activity, RNA polymerase II-specific
Source: RefSeq, a predicted model, not a curated record
UACUGCUAAGCAUGACAAGUUCCCACUUGCCCUGAACGCAGCUUGGAUAGCGUGCUGGACGGGGGCGUGGUCAGAGCGCACAGAUCCGCCUGCACGCGGGCCGCACUCGGUACUACUGAGUUAAUUUGUUCAUACACAUAUGUACGUCAUAUAUGCACUCCUGUGUGAGUGAUACCUGUAUGCUGUGACCCGCGAGAGUGAGCAUACCAAAAAGUCUUUCACGUCUUCUGCGUCCAAUCACGCGUCCGGCGCGAGGGCUCCGCGAGCUGCCGCGACGCACUCCUGGCUCUCUAGCACGCGCAGCGGAGUUUCAACAUGGACUCGGUGCAGAGAAAAGUCGCCGCGCAGGUCCGCCUGCACAAACAUCUGUACGACUCAUCGAUGAGAGAGCACAAGGACAGCGAGACGAUCGCGAACUCGUGGAGGGAGAUAGCCGACAACCUGGGAGAGGAGGAGGCGUUUUGUCGGAGGCUGUGGAAAAACAUCCGGGAUCGCUACGUGAAAGCGAAAAAAAGGAGCCACAUGAAGUGCAGCGUCCUGGGUGGUGUGGCCCCUCCGAUCCUGCUGGAGCUGGGGUGGCUGGCCCAGUUCACCAGGCAUCGAGAGACGGACCGUUUCGACUACGAGGAUGACGGAGUGGUGCGCACUAAAGUCCACAGGGCAUCACAGGAAAUCUCCAACCAGGACGAACCAAAGUCCUCACAAGAGGUUCGUGUCCCUCGGUCAUCCCUACACCUCGUGGUUCCUCCGCUGCGGCUGAUGUCGGCCUGUAUGUGGCAGGUGGCCAAGGAGCGAAAUGUGGACCACUAUGGCAGACUGGCAGAGUUUGUCGUGAUGGUGACGGACAGCGUCCCAGAGCUUCUGAACUACAAACAGAAGAUUCAGCUGAUCCUGGGACUCAGAGCUCGGCUCAUUCUUGAAGACUUAAAGAGGAAUGACAAGGUGGAUUAUAAGACCAUCCAGGAUCACUUUGAUAGUUUCCAAGAGUGGACAACAAAAGACAUAAAUGAGGAGGAUCGAGAUGGAGAAGUGGAGUUUUCAAAGUCAGCCUUUAUGGAGCUGGUUCAGACGUUGCUGACGAACGAAUCUGAGAAAAACAAAUAUUUCAAGGAGGUCUUCUCAGUGCAGUAUGGAGCCCGCUUCGAUACAUCGCUGCAGAUCCUGGUGUGGGAAUUCUUCAGCCGACUGGAAGAGUUCCUCCCAGUACCGAGCUUUUCACAGGUCUCCUCCAUGUUUGACAUUUCAUCCAUUGAACAAGAGUUUGAGCAGUUCGCCUACGACCCUGAAGACCUGAAGAGGAUCUUCCAGCACCAACAGGAGCGGCAUAAGCUGGCUAAAAGUGAAUUCACCUUAAUGUCGGACACCAUCCUUUCCGCGCUUGCAUCUAAACAGACUUCGGUGAUAUCUGAAGAUUUUGCUGAUCAAAAAAUCAUCCAGAUUAAGUUGGGACAGAAGACUGUGAAGCAAGAAGACAGCUGUAGCGGUGAAAACACUUGUGAGGAUGACGAAGAGACCGACGACAGCUCGACUGAAGCCAAUCCAAACUCUCGGCUGAACGAGUACGGGCUGUCGCCUCUCACGUCCUCGUCAUGUUACGAUGAUGCUGAUGCCGAUGCUGCAGGUGAUGAUGAAACAGCUGGUGAGGCCGCCUUCCAGCCCCACAGGCGCUCACGAAGCUCAGUUGAAGGAGCGAAGGAGCAUCUGGAUCUGAGUCGAAACGAGGAGGCAUCGGAAAAGAGCGUGAACCAGUCAGGAGGCAGAGCUGAUGUCACCGUAAAGACGGCGCUGGAAAGUGAAAAGACUUCUGCAUCUCGUUCCUCCCUCCUGAAAAACCAUCACGAUGCUCACUCCCCUGUGCGGCUGUUCAAGUGCACUCAGUGCCAGAGGCCAUUUAAAAGGCGAAAUGACCUGAAGCGGCAUUACCGUGUUCACUCUAGCGUUAAAAUCAUGCCCUUCACUUGCAAAGUUUGUGAUAAGAAAUUCAGUUCUCGGACUAUAGUCAAAAAUCACAUGCGAAGUCACAGCGGAGAGAGGCCGUAUGCCUGCACGUACUGCGACAAGAGGUUCAUGACGAGUUCUGUCCUGAGGUCCCACGAGCGCAUUCACACCGGUGAGCGCCCAUAUGUGUGUUCUUUUUGCAACAGGACAUUCAUACAGUCAUAUACAUACACUGUGCACCUCAGGGUGCAUAAGAAAGAGAAACCAUACCUGUGCAGCACAUGUGGUAUGUCCUAUCCAAGCUCAGGGGCCUUGCUGGUGCAUUCAAGGACUCACACUGGGGAGCGGCCUUAUCAGUGCGACGUCUGUGGGAAUCGUUUCACCACAUGCGAAAGAAUGAGAAGACACCGGAGAUUCCACACUGGAGAGAGGCCGUACUCUUGCUCUGAGUGUGCCAAAUCGUUCCACUGUGGCUCAGGGCUGAAGAAACACAUUCGGACACACACGGGGGAGAAACCCUUCAAGUGUUUAACAUGCCACAAGACGUUUGCUGAGAAAUCCAAUAUGAAAAUACAUCUCAGAGUCCACAAAAAGUAAUGGUUGCUCCUCUUGGUUUGGCACGUAAAUGAUGAAUCACAGACAUGUAUUCACAGAUCAGCCACAGUAUUGACAAGUCCACAUUUUGGAUAGUGAUUAGCAUUGUUCAUCUCUUCAGGUCUCCAAUAAAACUCGCCUGUUUUGACAAACUCUAGUGGUAAACUGUUUGAUAAAAAAUUCUGUAUAAAUACUUACUGCAUUAACACAUUCUUUUCUAAUAGUUUUGUUGUAAUUUUUCAGCGUGAGUUAAAGGACUACGUAUAGUGUGAUAUACAAUGUAUUAACAUAAUAAUCAUUGUUAGUUGUCAUGAAUGACUGUCUUCCAUCCUGUGUUUAUUGGCUUUAUUGGGAAGGGAGGGACGGUCCAUUAAACAUGUGGGGUUUUCUUAAU